CCCGGGGGCAUUCCAGGCAGGACGUGAGCCGAAGCAGGUCAUGGCAGCUCCGGGCGGCAGGUUGGAGCCGCCGCCGCUCCCCGAGUACAGCUGCAGCUACGUGGUGUCGCGGCCGGUCUACAACGAGCUCGCCUUUCAGCAGCAGUAUGAGCGGCGCCUGCAGGAACGCAAGACGAUGCGCGAGAGCCUGGCCAAGGGCUGCAGUUGUCCAAGAAAGAGGACCCUUGGUGUGCUGAAGACUCUCCUGCCCAUCUUGGACUGGCUCCCCAAAUACCGGAUCAAGGAAUGGCUGCUUAGUGAUAUCAUUUCGGGAGUUAGUACUGGGCUAGUGGGGACACUACAAGGCUUGGCGUACGCUCUGCUAGCUGCUGUUCCCGUGGGAUAUGGUCUCUACUCUGCUUUUUUCCCUAUCCUGACAUACUUUAUCUUUGGAACAUCAAGACACAUCUCAGUUGGACCUUUCCCAGUGGUCAGUUUAAUGGUGGGAUCUGUUGUUCUGAGCAUGGCCCCCGAUGAACACUUUCUCAUAACCAGCAGUAAUGGAACUGCACUGAAUACCACCGUGAUAGACUCUGUGGCUAGAGACACAACGAGAGUAUUAAUUGCGAGCACCCUUACUCUUUUAGUUGGAAUCAUACAGUUGAUAUUUGGAGGUUUGCAGAUUGGAUUCAUAGUGAGGUACUUGGCAGAUCCUUUGGUUGGUGGAUUCACGACAGCUGCUGCCUUCCAAGUGUUGGUCUCACAGCUGAAGAUCGUCCUCAACGUUUCAACCAAAAACUAUAAUGGAAUUCUCUCCAUUAUCUAUACUCUGAUUGAGAUUUUUCAAAAUAUUGGUAACACCAACCUUGCUGAUUUCAUUGCUGGAUUACUCACCAUUAUCAUCUGCAUGGCAGUUAAGGAAGUAAAUGAUCGGUUUAAACACAAAAUCCCAGUCCCUAUUCCUAUAGAAGUCAUUGUGACAAUAAUUGCUACUGGCAUUUCAUAUGGAGUUAACCUGGAAAAAAAAUUUAAUGCUGGCAUUGUUAAAUCCAUCCCGAGGGGGUUUUUGCCUCCUGUACUUCCUCCUGUGAGCCUGUUUUCCGAGAUGCUGACGGCAUCAUUUUCCAUCGCUGUGGUAGCUUAUGCCAUCGCAGUGUCUGUAGGAAAAGUGUACGCCAUCAAGUAUGAUUACACCAUCAAUGGGAACCAGGAAUUCAUUGCCUUUGGGAUCAGCAACAUCUUCUCUGGAUUCUUCUCGUGUUUUGUGGCCACUACGGCCCUGUCCCGCACGGCUGUCCAGGAGAGCACAGGGGGAAAGACACAGGUUGCUGGCAUCAUCUCGGCUGGGAUCGUGAUGAUUGCCAUCGUUGCCCUGGGGAAGCUUCUGGAACCCUUGCAGAAGUCGGUCUUGGCAGCUGUCGUAAUUGCCAACCUGAAAGGGAUGUUUAUGCAGGUGUGUGACGUACCUCGCCUGUGGAGGCAGAAUAAGACUGAUGCCGUUAUCUGGGUGUUUACAUGCAUAGCAUCCAUCAUUCUGGGGCUCGACCUUGGUUUACUAGCUGGCCUUAUAUUUGGAUUUCUGACUGUGGUCCUGAGAGUUCAAUUUCCCUCAUGGAACAGCCUUGGAAGCAUCCCGAGCACAGACAUCUACAAAAGCACCAAGAAUUAUAAAAACAUUGAAGAGCCUGAAGGAGUAAAGAUUCUUAGAUUUUCUAGUCCUAUUUUUUAUGGCAACGUUGAUGGCUUAAAAAAAUGUAUCAAGUCCACAGUUGGAUUUGAUGCCAUUAGAGUGUAUAAUAAGAGGCUGAAAGCAUUGAGGAAAAUACAAAAACUCAUCAAAAAAGGACAAUUAAGAGCAACAAAGAAUGGCAUUAUAAGUGAUGCUGGUACAUCCAAUAAUGCUUUUGAGCCUGAUGAAGAUAUCGAAGAUCCAGAAGAACUUGGUAUCCCAACCAAGGAAAUAGAGAUUCAGGUGGAUUGGAACUCCGAGCUCCCAGUCAAAGUGAAUGUUCCCAAAGUGCCGAUCCACAGCCUCGUGCUUGACUGUGGAGCUGUAUCUUUCUUGGAUGUUGUUGGAGCGAGAUCAUUGCAAGUGAUUGUCAAAGAAUUCCAAAGAAUUGAUGUAAAUGUGUACUUUGCAUCACUUCAAGAUCAUGUGAUAGAAAAGCUGGAGAAAUGUGGCUUCUUUAAUGACAACAUUAGGAAGGACAUAUUCUUCCUGACCGUCCAUGAUGCUGUCCUCCAUCUACAGAGCCAGGUUAAAUCCCAAGAGGUUCAAGAUUCCAUCUUAGAAACAAUCACCCUCAUCCAGGACUGUAAAGAUCCUCUUGAGUUAAUGGAAGCAGAGCUGAUUGAAGAAGAACUUGAUGUCCAAGAUGAGGCUAUGCGAAGACUUGCUUCCUGAAACUGGGCUCAGGAGGUCAUGCUAAGCCAGGACUGGAAGGCAAAAGUUACCUACCACGUAAUUCUAUGCAAAUAUUUUCUGCAUUGACUAUUUUCUUUGAACUUGAAGCACUCAUUCGUUUUCUGUUCUAUUUUUUUAAACUCUUGGAUUUUUCUUUUUAACCUCUCAACCAUUGAAAGAGAAGCGCUAAGUUUGUUUCGAGGCUUUAUUUAUAAUAUGAGUAGCUUACUUCUAAAAUGUGCAAAAUGGUGAGGAGAAUUUAGCAACGUCCAGGACCUGCUGAUGUUCUGCUGCUGUUCCCCACCACGGACUUGCCAACAGUGUUCGCGUGGGUGCGCGUGUACCUCCCUGCAGCUGGGGCAAGAGUCGCCCAACAGCCUCUGUGGACAGGUGAGUCAGGAGUGAUUAUCCUACAGAAAAUUCUAUUUCUGACUGACCUUGAGACCCAUGAGCUGCACUGAUCACAGUGUAAGGUCACGAUGAAUAAAUGCUGAACUAUAAUUACUAAUGUACUUAUCAAUACAUGCCUUUAAAAAUCCCUCUUGGUAAGUACAAAAAUAAAUUUUUUAAUGCGUAUUUGGUUAGUGCUUAAUAAUGAGGUAUUACUAUAUAUGUUACCAGAUAUGUAACCAGAAUUCAGAAUAAAGGAAAUGGUUCACUUAAAAGCUACAGAACUGGGCUGAUAACAUUUUAGAAAUAUUGACUCAGAGAAGUGAAGUGAUAAGAUUACUGUAGUUUACAGAAACCAUUUUUCAAUAUGAUAAUAGUCAAGCAUCACAAGUGUCAAUGAAAAAUCAAGUAACAAUCAAGCUAAGAAAAAAAGAAAAGAGAAUUUUAUUUCAGCCAAAUUGAGGCUUAUAACCUGGGAAAUAGAUUCUGAGAAGCUCUGAGAACUGCUCCAUUGAUCAGGAGUUAGAGAUGCAGUUUCAUACAUUUUUUGGAGACAAAUUAUUUAUGUACCAUAUUGACAGAUUAGCAUUGUAUGCAGUUUAUCAAAAACCAUCUGUUAGUGAGUUAUGCAUAUACAGAACAAGCCUUUGGUAAAUGUGACCCCCUGUAUGACAUGAAAAAGAAAUAUUAACCACAGAAUUACAAUGCUGGCAUCUGAAGAAAAGGGACGAACUAUUCUCAAAGAUUGAUUUCAUCCUCCUGCUUUGAGGAUGUCUGGUUAAUACAUUAUGUAGAUGAAUAGUGCACACCGGGAUAGGCCGACCACAAAGGGGGAAUGUCAUUUGUCUUUCUUUCUGUCUUAGUUUGAUUGUCCUGCCAUAGAAAAUUUAUGAUUUUUCCCCAUCACUAGUAAGAUCAACUAAAAUAUAUGACAGACUAUCUUUAGUUCAAAAAUGCAGUUUGCUUUAUCUUAGUUUAUAGAAAUUGUCAUUACGUAGAGAUAUAUUUAAGCAUGGUCUAUUUAAAAUCCAACACAAGAAUUGUUAUUUGGAACAAAAAUCAGUUUUGAUAUGUUUAUGACUGGUGAUUGAAACAAGUUUAUAUUUUUCUAUAAAAUUUUAGCAGGAUGUGAAGUGAUCUUUAACUGAUUCUAACUACCUUUCAAAAAAAAAAUCUAAAAAGCAAACUGCCUAUAUUGGUUAAGAUAAAACAUUCUAAAUGAACUCAGUAUCAAAGGAAAAAACUUAGUUUGGAAUAUACACAUUGAAAAUAUGUAAGUUUAAAAAAAAUCCGUAUGUUAGGCCAGAAUAUUUUUUACUUGAUCAUUUCUGAGUGCCAACAAUUUUCAGGCAUUGAAUAUGAUGACAAUGUAUACGGCUUUGGUCCUCUGGACUGGUCUCAUAUAUUUCACACUAGAGAGAACGAAGUUGUACUUUUCUAGAGAAAAAUACUCAGGUCCCCAACUAAGACAAUGUCUUAACUUGACUGAGAACUACAUUGUACCUUUGGCAGAUGUGUGAAAUUCCCAAAUGUGUUUGGCUGUCCAAAGACAGCAUGUCUUAUCUCUGUUUUUCUUCUUAAACACAAUCAGAAAUAAGGUCUCCGUCUACUUCUGGAGGAGUAUCAUUAGUGAUCAUAUCAAACUGGUUGACUAAAAGAAUCUCAUCGUCCUCUCCAUCCCCCUUCCCAUACUACAUAUUGGAAUUGCAGGAAGUCGUAAUGGGCUGUGGUGUUCUAACAGUCUUUCAUGCUCAUGGGUUACAAUGUCUUUAAUUGAUGUGGAACAGAUUUCUCCCCCUGUUGGGUACAGCGUAACCAGGAUUAUAACACUAUCUCAUUUUCACAGUUAUACCUGCUUACAAGGGCGACAAAUCAUAUCUCUAAAGAGUGAACAUAAUAGUCUUGCAGAAAAUGGAUGAAUACCUCUGUUCAAUAGAGGAAAUAUGCACUGCUCAUUUUUUUUUUUAAUUAGUUGAAGGAAAUACCAAAGUUACAUUUCAAAGGCUAGAGUUUUGUAAAAUCUUGGGUCUGUCUGUGGCUACGUAAGACCACAGUCUAUUUGACUUGUUUCCCAAGCACACUCUAGAAAUACUAUCUCUUCCAUGUAUCUUGUGAAUAGUAAACAUACUUUUAAUUCUGUUUGUCAAUGAAAAUUUUACUUGAAAUUAAAGCUUUUGUUAUAUUUUUAACCUGUAGAAUAUGAUUCCAGUAUUGUAUAUGAAUUUCAAUAACAAGUGGAAAAAGUCAAAUCAUGUACAUUUGGAAAUAUUUGUGCAUAUUUUUUGAGAUGUAGUGUUGCCUUUUAAACUACUCUGAUGUGUCCUUUCUGAACAAAACUAUUAAAUAUAGUAAAAAUGCUAAAUUUUAA
Messenger RNA from Camelus dromedarius (Arabian camel), 5141 nucleotides. It is a transcript of the gene SLC26A4, whose product is annotated as solute carrier family 26 member 4. Gene Ontology annotation, cellular component: plasma membrane. Bases 41 to 2383 code for a protein of 780 amino acids. Gene Ontology annotation, molecular function: secondary active sulfate transmembrane transporter activity; chloride transmembrane transporter activity; oxalate transmembrane transporter activity. NCBI's taxonomy places the organism in Eukaryota, Metazoa, Chordata, Mammalia, Artiodactyla, Camelidae. The record is from RefSeq and is a predicted model, not a curated record. Gene Ontology annotation, biological process: transmembrane transport. The transcript has 21 exons.